CAUUACACAAAAAUAUUCUAUUACUCGUAUCAAUCAAAAGAAGUCUUUUCGAUUUCACAUUCUGUCAUUCUCCAAUCUCCACCUUUUAUCUACCUUUUUCUCUAAACUUUCUAUCUCCAUUUUCAUGGCAAGUCUUGAGGAUAUUGGGGUUUCUGCACUGAUAAACAUCAUCGGCGCUUUCGCAUUCCUUUUAGCUUUUGCUUUUCUCAGACUUCAACCCGUUAAUGACAGAGUUUACUUCCCAAAAUGGUACAUCAAUGGAGCUAGGAGUAGUCCUAGACACAGGGGGAACUUCGUUGGCAAAUUUGUCAAUCUCAAUUUCGCUACUUACCUUACUUUCCUUAAUUGGAUGCCUCAAGCUAUGAAGAUGAAGGAAUCUGAGAUCAUUGAACAUGCUGGACUUGAUUCUGCUGUUUUUUUGAGGAUUUACAUUCUUGGAUUAAAGAUUUUUGGACCAAUCACUAUUGUCGCACUCUUGAUUCUUGUUCCAGUCAACGUAUCGGGUGGGACUUUAUUUUUCCUCAGCAAAGAAUUAGUAGUCAGUAACAUCGACAAGCUUUCAAUAUCAAAUAUUCAACCGAAAUCUCUGAAAUUUUUUGCACACAUUUCAAUGAUGUAUUUAUUUACAUCUUGGAUAUGCUACAUGCUCUACAAGGAAUAUGAUAUGGUAGCUUCAAUGAGACUCAAGUUUUUGGCUUCGAAAAAUCGGCGAGCUGAACAAUUUACAGUUUUAGCGAGGAAUGUGCCACAUGUGUCUGGGCGUUCUGUAUCUGAUAGUGUUGACAGUUUCUUUAAAAAGAACCAUCCGGAUCACUAUCUCUCUCACCAGGUUGUUUACAAUGCAAACAAGUUUGGAAGACUUGUUAGGAGAAGACAUCGAUUGCAAAAUUGGUUAGACUAUAAUCAACUUAAAUAUGAAAGACACCCUGAAAAACGACCAACUAUAAAGACGGGUUUCCUUGGACUUUGGGGUAAGAAGGUAGAUUGCGUUGAAUACUACAAACAACAAAUUAAAGAGUUUGAUGAAAGAUUGACAAUGGAGCGACAAAAAGUCCUAAAAGAUCCGAAAUGCAUAAUGCCAGCUGCAUUUGUAUCAUUCAACACUCGAUGGGGGGCAGCAGUGUGUGCACAAACACAUCAAAGCAAAAACCCAACUCUUUGGUUAACAAAAUGGGCCCCAGAACCCCGUGAUGUUUAUUGGAAAAAUCUUGCUAUACCCUUUGUUUCUUUAAGCAUCCGUAAACUUGUUAUAUCAUUAUUACUCUUUGCUCUUGUAUUCUUCUACUUGAUUCCCAUUGCAUUCGUUCAAUCUCUUGCCAAUCUUGAAGGUCUUGAAAGAGUUGCUCCUUUCCUCAGACCUGUAGUUGAAUUGAGUUUCAUCAAAUCUUUCCUCCAGGGUUUUCUCCCUGGUUUUGCUCUCAAGUUUUUCCUUUACAUUCUUCCUUCUGUUCUUAUGGUUAUGUCAAAAAUUGAAGGACAUGUGGCAUUUUCAGUUUUGGAAAGAAGAACAGCUGCAAAAUAUUACUAUUUCAUGCUUGUGAAUGUCUUUUUGGGAAGUAUUGUAGCAGGAACAGCUUUUGAACAGCUUGAUUCUUUCCUUCACCAAUCUCCUACAGAGAUUCCGAGGACUAUAGGGGUAUCAAUUCCAAUGAAGGCUACUUUCUUUAUUACAUAUAUAAUGGUUGAUGGGUGGGCUGGAAUUGCAGCAGAGAUUCUUCGGUUAAAACCAUUGGUCAUUUAUCACUUAAAGAACAUGUUUAUUGUAAAAACCGAACGCGAUAGAGAAAAAGCAAUGGACCCUGGAAGUGUAGAUUUCCCUGAAACUAUCCCUUCUCUUCAAUUAUACUUCCUUAUGGGAAUCGUAUACGCUGUCAUUACUCCAAUCCUUCUUCCUUUCAUUCUCGUGUUUUUCGCCUUUGCAUACUUCGUUUAUCGCCACCAGAUAAUUAACGUGUACAAUCAACAAUAUGAGAGUGCAGCUGCAUUUUGGCCACAUGUUCAUACUCGUAUAAUCGCAAGCUUGUUAAUAUCCCAAUUGCUUUUAUUGGGACUUCUUGGCACAAAAAAGGCUGCAAAUUCGACUCCAUUGCUUGUCGCAUUACCCAUUUUAACCCUAACGUUCCACAAAUACUGCAAGAAUCGCUUUGAACCUGCGUUCCGAGAAUACCCUCUUGAGGAAGCCAUGGAAAAGGAUACACAGGAUAAAGCUUCUGAAUCUGAGAUCAACCUCAAGGCUUUCUUGGCUGAUGCGUACUUACACCCGAUUUUUCGUUCUUUUGAAGAAGUGGAGUUGUUAGAGGUUAGAGUCGAGAAGAGCCCACCUGACACACCGAGUCAACCAGCUGACACACCGAGUCAACUCGCUUCUGAACCCGUUUCUCCUUCACGUUCUCCUUCUCCCUCUCCACCCCAUCACUUAGAUCAAGAAGAACAAGAAGAAUCUGUUACUGUUCAACACUAUGAAGUUGGACCUCCGGCUAAUGUUUAUCACUAUGGAUAUGAACACCAUGAGAACAUCUUUCACUACAAUAUGGAUCAAUACAAUGAGACACAACACAAUGUGCAAGACUAUAUUGUAGAGUCACCACAUAGUUACUAUCGUUAUUGAGCUAAAGCCAAGAUUAGUUUGUAUUGUAUGUUGUUUUAAUUUUCAUAAGUUGCUAACCAUUUUUACAAAAUAGUCAUGUGAAUAGUAAUUGUUGGUAGAUGUAAUGGACAUGCCACGUAUGG
Molecule: messenger RNA, 2730 nt
Organism: Lactuca virosa
Lineage: Eukaryota; Viridiplantae; Streptophyta; Magnoliopsida; Asterales; Asteraceae
Source: the annotation of a GenBank genome assembly